Molecule: messenger RNA, 453 nt
Organism: Fusarium fujikuroi IMI 58289
Lineage: Eukaryota; Fungi; Ascomycota; Sordariomycetes; Hypocreales; Nectriaceae
Product: probable catabolic 3-dehydroquinase
Exons: 1
Coding region: 1-453 (150 amino acids)
Biological process (GO): quinate catabolic process
Molecular function (GO): 3-dehydroquinate dehydratase activity
Source: RefSeq, a predicted model, not a curated record
AUGUCUCGUCGUCUCCUCCUCAUCAACGGCCCAAACCUCAAUCUCCUCGGCACACGCGAGCCACACAUCUACGGCUCAACGACCCUCGCGGACGUAGAGUCCUCCGCCUCAGCACAAGCAGAGUCCCUAUCCUCCAGCCUAGAAUCCUUCCAAGCCAACAGCGAAGGCGCCAUCGUCGACCGGAUCCACGAGGCGCGAGGCAAAGUCGAUGCGAUCAUCAUCAACGCGGGCGCGUACACACAUACCAGCGUGGCUAUAAGGGACGCGCUGGUGGGAGUUGACAUCCCGUUUGUGGAGGUGCACAUCACGAAUGUCCAUGCGAGAGAGGCUUUUAGACAUCAUAGUUAUCUGUGUGAUAAGGCCGAGGCGGUGAUUUGUGGGUUGGGGGUUUUUGGGUAUAGUGCUGCGAUUGAGUAUGCUGUUAAGCACUUGAAGUUGAGGACGAAGCUGUGA